Naegleria lovaniensis is the source of this 702-nucleotide messenger RNA. RefSeq lists its product as uncharacterized. The transcript is spliced from 2 exons. The record is from RefSeq and is a predicted model, not a curated record. Lineage: Eukaryota; Heterolobosea; Eutetramitea; Acrasida; Naegleriidae. Bases 1 to 702 code for a protein of 233 amino acids.
AUGACUUCUUGGAUCGUUAGCCCUUUCCUUCUUCUCAUUCUCUUCUUCUCUGCCAUCGUUUCUGCUCAAAACACCACCCUUCCGACUUUGUUUGAAAAUUGUUACGUUUUCCGAUCCAAGUCAUCCUCUGAUGUCUAUCGAGUGGAAUGGACGCUUGAUGAACCAAACGAUCGAUUCAGUGCACGAUUUACACUUCCAAGUGCUCCUGGUUAUGGAUCGAUUGGAUUUAAACUCACCAAUCAAGGAUAUGGAAUGCCUGGAAGUACCAUUUUGCUUGGUUAUGGAAAUGGAAUUGUCAAUGAGUACUAUGCCAACGGAAAUACUCAACCAAGUAAGCUCACAAAUAAUCAAUUCCUUGCUGCAGCGUCUUCCACAGUUGGAAAUGUCACCACCUUGACGUAUGUGAGAACUCUCACACGUCCAGCAGGAGCUCCAAACACCUAUUUCGCAUUUCCAAAGAAUGCCAAUGUCACACUAUUGUUUGCAAGCUCUUUGAAAUCACCAGUGAGUCCAACGAGUUUCCUUCAACAUUAUCGAGCUGAUUUGUACUCGGGAGGAAUUAAUUUUUAUAUGAAGAAUGUGAAUGCUUGUAUCUCUACGGGUGGCGCAAUGAGUGUCUAUGGAUGGAACGCUUCAAACAUGAGCUUUUUGGUGGCAAUAGUGUCAUCAUUGUGUAUCGUUAUGUUGUCUUCACUGCUGUAA